Histoplasma capsulatum G186AR is the source of this 1358-nucleotide messenger RNA. RefSeq lists its product as uncharacterized. Lineage: Eukaryota; Fungi; Ascomycota; Eurotiomycetes; Onygenales; Ajellomycetaceae. The transcript is spliced from 4 exons. The record is from RefSeq and is a predicted model, not a curated record. Gene Ontology annotation, molecular function: dioxygenase activity. Bases 45 to 1208 code for a protein of 387 amino acids.
GUUUAUUUCAACAUAUAUAUCAGCACAUACAUACAUGUAUAGCCAUGUCCUUCAGCUCCAUUCCCAUCCUCGACCUGUCGGAGGCGCGCGACCCCGCGACAAAGCCGGCUUUCCUCGACUCCCUGCGCCAUGCGCUUCUGGAAGUCGGAUUCCUCUAUAUCAAGAACACCGGCGUUGACGACAAGCUGAUCCAGGGGGUUAUUGAGGAGGGGAGGAGGUUUUUCGAAUUGCCAGAUGAGAAGAAGUUGGAGGUCGAGAUGAAGAAUGCGCCUAGUUUUCUGGGCUACUCGCGGCUCGGCAAUGAAAUAACACGCUUCAAGACCGACUGGCGCGAACAAAUAGACCUGUCAACCACACACCCCCUCCCCGCCCCAUCCGACCCUCUAUACCACAAUCUCCUAGCUCCCAACCAAUGGCCAGAUAGCAGCUAUCUCCCCCGCUUUCGCCCCGUCUACGAACAGUAUAUGGCCCAGAUGGGCGCCAUCAGCAUGGAGUUCAUAUCGCUCGUAGCUGAAGCGAUCGGGCUGCCGUCGAAGGCCUUCGAGCGUUUCUUCGAUAAGGGCCAGCAACACAAGUUGAAGAUUGUGAAGUAUCCAGACCUUCAAGAGCUGGGUGUGGAGGGGGAUGAAGGGGAGGGCCAGGGCGUAGGUCCGCAUAAGGACAGUAUGCUCACGAGCUAUUUAUUGCAGGCGAGCCACCAUCGGGGGCUGCAGGUGCAGAAUCAUCGGGGGGACUGGGUGGAUUGUCCGCCCAUCGAUGGGACGUUUGUCGUGGCGAUUGGGCAGGGGCUGGAGGCGAUGACGCAGGGAGUCUGUCAGAGCACGACCCACCGCGUCCUAAGCCCCGCUCGGGGCAGUGGUGCCCGCUACAGCGUUCCCUUCUUCCAGGGUGUAAGUUACGAUGCUACAUUCGAGAGCAUGGACGUACCAGCGCACGUCAAAGCUCUGCGCGAGGAAGUUAUCAGGCGCAACGGCAUCCGGCAGGAUGACAUUGAGUUUACGUUUUCGAAGGGGAGGUGGGGGCAUCUGGGGGAGGCAACGCUGAUGAAUCGGAUCAAGAGCCAUCCGGAUGUUGGGGAGCGUUGGUAUCCCGCGCUCCUCCAGAAAAUCAGAGAGGAGCAGGCGCGAAAUAAUCAGGUCGCGGAAGAACCCCAAGGUUUAUUGAAGGAGAAACCCGAGGUUAGCAGCACACCUGUGACGGCGCAUUGAAACGAAUAGGAAGAACCCUCGAAGUGCGGUGUCCCGGUAUGGUGAAGCAUUACGUUUAUUAUAUCCAGUCCUUCUUCAUGUUGAAUGGAGGCAAGCUUAGAAAGCCUUAGCGAUGAAUCAAUUAAUCCAAAAUAAUUCUAAAUUAAAACU